AGUGUCGCUCGGGUAACUCGCCGCGUCGGAACUCCGCGUUUUAAACUUGUGAGAUGUGGCGUUCCGGAUAAUAUCGAAAUUUUAAGUGCGAGUUCCCGGAGAAGAGUGCCGCGAGAAAAGUGUCAAAUCUCGUGUUUCUCGUUGAGGGGAGAAGAAAAAGUUUGUGGUGUUUGUUUCGGAGCAAGAACGAGCGCGCACAAAAACAAACUCGUUCGAUCUUCUUCUCGCUCGAGAUAGAGACUACGUGUUGGAAUUUGCGAGCUCGAGUCGAUUCCUCUGGGAUCUGUCGAUCGAAUCUAUCGUGCGAAUCCGAAAACAACAGUGCGAAGAACAGAAAGACCGGUUGAGAAACCUUUCGUAUGCGAACACAAGAUCAGCGACAGGUGCGCGCCCGCCGCUAAGUAUUUCGGCGUCAUCUCACCUCUCGUUCCUUAAUCUGCGUCGGAUCGUAACGCGCGCGCGCGCUCACUUUGAUUUUUUUUUUGCCGUGAAUUACAAUCCCGCUCCCAUAAAUCGUCGCGCGAGUCCCAUUCGACCGACUCCGGAGUAAACUCCUCGCGCCGCGAUCGUAAAUCUCGACCGGCUUUGCCAACAAUUCCAACGGCGUGCGCACCAACGGCCGCAAUUCUCCGCGAUCGUCGCGGAUUCUUCGGCCGGUUCCACCUGCAAUCUCCAGCUGCAUCUGUGCUCGUCCGCCGUCGAUUUCUUCUAUACGCCGGCUCAUCUCCGCAUCCUCCCCGCGUGACCGCGCUCCCGCGUUUCUUUCGAAGCAGAAGACUCACGAAGAAGAUAGUUUUUGUUGCGAAGUCCUUCGAAACUCGAAAGCCAAGAAGAACGGAGAACAGAAAUAAAGUUUCUCCAUUACACUCGUGAAAUUGCAAAAGUGUAAAUAAAUAAAUAAAUAAACGAGGACCGACGAAUACAUUUAUGUAACAGUGCACGUUAUUUUAAAUAAAAGAAGAGUCUUCCGCGGGAGAGACGACUCUCCACACGCGUGCGCAUUAGGAGGACGUAAAGCAAACUGAAAUAAAACGCAGAUACAAGAGAAUUCUUCGCGGAAGAGGCCGGAACACACGAAGAGGAUACGCGGUCGGGAGUGAGAGAGAGUCGCGCGUCGUCACGGUUCAACGCCUCGCGUUAUCCGCGAGUAUCGCCGCGCGGGGAUAACACCAGCUGAUAUUCGUCUUGUUGCGACGUCUUGUAACGACACACGCACACACACACACACACACACGUGUUCUCUCUUUCUCUCUUCGUCAUUCUGUCUGACCGGCUCGAUAGUCCGUCUAUAUUUAGUAGACCGGAGAAGGAGAAAGAGAUACUACUCUCCGCGGAGGAGACGAGUCGGCGCGGUGAUUUCUCGAAGAGGUCGUAGCGAGAGAAAAACCGAGUCGAUCGAGGGUGGAGGAGAGCGGAGGGAAUGUAAUCAUUGUUAUUACCGCGGCCCUGAAGAUCGUACGCACCCGAUUCCCGCGGGUUGAUCCGCGGCACCGGGGGCGGGGGCGUGUUCCGGACGCAUCUCCUUCUCGCACGAAGAGAUGCACCUCUGACAUCGCCGCGGAGACAUUCGAUACGCAAAAAUACGCGAAUCGCACAUUUUCCCCUUCGAUCGAGAGAAAAUCGACGACUCGUGUGUGACGCACGAUCGCAUGUAUCUGUGAAUAUUACCACACAACAGUGUAACAAAUCCUCGCUACGUAAAAAAAACACACAAAUAUUUGGAAAAUAAAAACACAAAGUUUUCGAAGGAGAAAGCAUUUCGUCAUGUUGGAAAAUGUCAACUCGCGAUAGUCGAACUUCUGAUAAGUUGUCGAGCGUGCGACUUCCGUGAGAUAAAUUGCGUAGCGAUAACGACAUCCCCCCUCCCGCGCUCUCCGGAAUCUGUGUGUAAAUUCGAAAAACAAAAAGGGAAAUGUGAAGAGACAUGCUGACCACUGAGAAUCCCGAGGAGUCGCCGAAGAGGCGGUCCACGUUCUACGUGUCGCUGCAAGAGGGCGGCGAGCAGAGCCGACAGUCGGUCGGCAAAUUGACGAAGGGUCACUCGACCGAUGGCACCGGUGGCGAGAAAUUCGCCUGCAACACCUUCCCAAUCGGCAGCACGUCGAAGCCGACGUCCGCGACAUCGACGUCGUCGAGCUCGCUGACGCGCACUCUGAGCAACAGCGAGAGUCUGUCGUCGUGCGCGAGGAAAUCCACCGACGAGGCGUUUCCGGAGGUGAGGGGCAAGGUGCAGUCGUUGACGAGGAUCUUCGAGGCGUCCAAGUGCGAGCGAACGACCGCGAGCGGCCAGACGGAACAGAGAAAGAAAGUCGAGCGCACGAGGUCCUUCAAGACCAUCGAGCGAUUUCAGAGCAGGUUUACCGGCAAGAAAGAGUCCGGCAAUCGAAAGGACAGUCGUCUAAACAAUACCAUCGCCUGUUUCGACGUGGAAGACGACGCCGGAUGUAAGAAGAAAGAAAAGAAUGUCGAAGAGAGACCUGCGGUUACGAAAAUCGUUAUCGAGUCGGCACCGAAGUCGAGCGGGUCGUCGAGCGAGCACAGGAUCAGUCAACAAGAGACAAGAACCAAACAGAAUACAACCCUGACAAAUUUGCUGAUUCGUAGAACUCACAGCACAAAGCUGGCGAGGAGCAAUAGCACCCUGGUGCGAAUCGGCAGGCAGGCGGCCGUGGACAGUCCUUGCGCAAUAGAAAAAACAGACGUUCGUGCGAGAUUUAAAGACAUGGAAAACGCCGAGGAUUCCGCCACAGCGGACGACGAGGGUGUCGAAGCGUCUGUUUUCGAAGAUGCUGAUAUUGACGGCGGGGUUCAUUCAGACACGUCGUACGAGAAGGCUUGUCGAAGGGGCAGCGCGCCCGCCACUCCCGUGCUCGGCGCGCGACCCUUGGAUGUCACGCCGAACAGGAUCGUUAACUUCUUCUCGAAGCGGUCGUUCCGAUCGAACCCUCUGAAGAGAACGAAGAGCGUAACAAAGCUCGAGCGGCAGAAGCAACGGGGCGCCGGUCUUCGGGGUUGCCGUUCGCACGAGUCUCUGCUGUGCGGGCAGGCGGUGACCUCGAUGGACCUCGCGGCGGUGACGCCGUUGCAUCCCAGUCUUCUUGGCAGGCCGCACUGCUUCCAGGUCACGCCGAGCACCGGCGGGCCCAAGUAUUUCAGCUGCAGAACCGCUCACGAACGGGACCAGUGGUUGCACAGCUUAAGGAAAUCCGUUCAGCCGGAUGCAGAACAAACACGUCGAACGGACAACUCCCUGCAGAUCUGGUUGCUGGAGGCGAAGGGCGUGCCCGCGAAGAAGCGAUAUUUUUGCGAGGUCUGCCUUGACAGCACCUUGUACGCGCGAACGACCGCCAAGCUGAAGGCUGAUUUGUGCUUCUGGGGCGAGCACUUCGACUUCCAUCACUUACCCUCUGUCAACACCAUCCAGGUCAACCUCUACAGAGAGGCGGACAGAAAGAAGAAGAGAGACAAAAACGGUUUAAUCGGUUCUGUCAGUAUACCGGUGCACAACGUUACGUCGCGCUAUCUGACAGAGAAAUGGUAUCCCGUAGUGGGUGACAAAGGACCUCUGAAGGAGCCUCCUGCACUAAGAGUAAAAUGCCGUUUUCAGUCGGUCGACAUACUGCCGGUUCAAGUGUAUCAAGAGUUUCUGGAGUAUCUGAAGACCGAUUACGCGUCGUUAUGCGAGAAACUGGAACCUGUUAUCAGCGUCAAGGUGAAGGAAGACAUUGCGACCGCCUUGGUUGCGGUGAUGCAACGGGAGAAAAAAGCGCCGCAAUUCCUCGCCGAUCUCGUCAUGAUGGACAUUCAUCGAAUAGAUGACGAGAGGCUAACUUUUCGAGGAAAUUCGUUAGCCACGAAGGCGAUGGAAGCCUACUUGAAACUGACCGGGGACAGAUAUCUGCAAGAAACUUUGGGAGCCGUUGUGAGAGGCGCGGUUGAAGGUGGCGACUGCGAAGUGGAUCCGCUCAAGGUCGCUUCCGUCGCCGCGUUGCACAAACAACAACAAAAUCUUCGCAACGCCGUGGAACUGGCCUGGAGCAGAAUAUUAUCGAGCCACGCUCACUUCCCGCUGGAGUUACGCGAGUGUUUCCGCAUAUUCCGGGAGCGCCUGGCUGAUAUGGGCCGCGAGGACAUUGCAGACAAUCUCAUCUCCGCGUCGAUCUUUCUGAGAUUCCUCUGUCCUGCCAUUCUCAGCCCAUCUCUCUUCAACAUUACGCACGAAUAUCCGAACGAGAAAGCAGCUAGGAAUCUCACUCUGGUCGCGAAGACACUCCAAACGCUCGCAAACUUCACGCGAUUCCAGGGCAAGGAAAACUUUAUGGAAUUCAUGAACGAUCUGCUCGAGCGCGAAGCUCCGUCCAUGAAGAAUUUCUUGCAGCUAAUUAGCAGCCCACUGCCAAAAGACGCCCCAGCCAAUAACUCGCUCGAGUUUGACGGCUACAUAGAUCUAGGCAAGCAGUUGUCUCUGUUACACGUUCUCUUGCGAGAAAGUGUGACAACGAUUGCCUCAUCUUCGCCGUCGAUGCCGCCGUCACGAUUACCAGAAAUCCUCGACAGGAUCUCCCUGGCCUUGGAUCAGCCAGGUCCGAGUCCUGUACCCGCUGCGCAUCGUUAUCCAAACUUGCAGAACAACAUCUUCCGUUAUAACGAUCCGACCAUUGCCAAUAGCAACACGAAUCUCUCGAUCUCGGCCACGUCGACGCUGAGUAAUCAUAGCACGAUAAACGGAACAAUUCGCGACAGCAACGAAGUGCUGCAGACCAAUACUCUGGGACACAACAGCUCGCGCAGUCCGAACGUCGCCAGAGCGGCGACUCUACCGCGAAACGCUUAUAUGCCGACAAACGGCAAACUGCAAUUGCAAAUCAGUUCGGACGAUUAUCCGCUCGAGCCGCCGGCGUUCGUGUCGCGUUCGCCGACACCGAUCACGCGACAACACAGGCCGCUCGGACCGAAUCGCACCGGACCGGGCUACAGACUAACAGCCAGCGCAAGUUUGGCCAACGUCAAUCACUGCCAGGCUCAUCCGACGAGCCCCACGCGUUCUGAAAGUCACAGCAAUCUGAAAGACUCAAAUUAUAACAUUACCACGUCACCGCAGAACAACCAGUCGAGCAACGGCAGCAUUGUCUCGCAACAGCAACAGCAACAUCGGCACAACAUCGCACGCCUACAGAAUCUUGAAAUACACGAUCGCGAGGACAAUUACAAUCACAACAAUUACAACGUUUCAAGAUCGACCAGUCGAAAUCAUUGCCACAAGGAGGAGAACGCCAAUCAGACGCAACAGCGUAAUUACAACAACGUCUCGAAAACUACGGUGAACGCUAACGUGGUCGUCAAUCCUCCCACAAAUCUCACCCUGUCCAUUAAUCAUCAGCCAAACAACAAUUACAACAACGCCAAAGUUAACAACGCCUCCGCCAAUGGCAAUCUCGACGAACUGUCCGAUUUAUUGAGAUAUGCGGACGACGAGGUUUCGGAGUCCAAGUCGCAGAAGGGCUCGCAGAUCUCAAUUUCGCAGCUGAGCAACGUGGCGUCCUCUGGUUACCAAAGUUUCGCCGCUUACAGUCAGAGCUCGAGUCCGGUAGAUCUCAGCAGCAACAACGCAAACGCGCACAUUCUCAACACAGCGCCGCUAGCGUUCGCCAAUCCUGUUUAUCACAUGGAAUCUAAUCACGCGCGGACGGGCAGACGAGACAGCAGCAGUUCCGAAGAAAGAGAAGGAAGCGGCGGCGGCGGUGUCGAUAGUGUGAGAGGAGUCGAUCUGAGUCCUUCGCCGCCGCCCAAGAACAACGUGCGAAGUCAUCAGAGAAACGGACAGAACCAGUGGAGACAAGGCAAUCAGACCCACAGAAACAACGUGGAACACACGCAGGAUGUCUGCUGCACGAAACUUCGUAGAAGGUUAUCUCUGGAUUCCACGAGAGAUCUGUCAGAUACCAGUGAGGAGGAAAAUUGCACCACCAGGAGGAGCAAAUCUCGCAGUCAUCGAAGCAUCGAUCAGUACGAAGUGGAAAUGUAUGAGGUUGAGAGGCUGCAGAAUAGCGCGGAUCGGCUGCGAUUGCGCGCGCGAUUAGGCGCCACCGAGGAUGCCGAUUUAGACCUCGCGCCCGACACCAACAUGAAGAGCAUCAUCUCCAGGUUAAUCUCCGUGGAGGAGGAACUACGUCGCGAGCAACAGAAGAUGUCGGCGGCGCUGUCGUACAAGCAGCGCGUGAUCGACGCGCAGGAGCAGCAAAUAGCCGCCCUGGGUGCCGCGAAUUCGCGUCUGAUGUCGACAAACGCGAGCCUACUGUCGGCGCUGAGCAAGCAACGUUACAACGCGAAGUCCCAGGGGAACAGUGAGGCCGCGCCGCUGCUGCAGAACAUUGCCGACAUCGGCGAGCUCAAGAGUUCAUCGUGCUAAGGCACGCGUGUCGUCACGGUCGGGAAUCGUCGAGACAAGAUUCUUUCGAGCGACAGAAGAGCGCGCUUUUCUUUACAGAAUCUCGUGCUGCAACACGUGAUGAACAGGCUUCGUUCAUAUCUCUCCCGAACGAUUAAUUUUGCAACAUAUUUCUCGUAAAAAUGAUUCGCCGCAGAACACAAAUAACCGGAAAAAUGUUCGUGAGAGGAUUUUUUUUUAUUCAGAGGGGAAGCGUGCGGAUCUGUGCAUUGGUUGCGAUACGUGGCGUUGAUUUCACGAGUCGUUUCAAUUUAUAACGCUACCUCUCGACAAAAUUUAUCUCGCAACAUUGUGUGCAGCACGAGCAAAUAGCUCCGGCGUUGAGUCGGGGAAAAAUCGGAGGAUGUGUGCGCGAAAGGGAGUAUUAUGUUGAAAAAAAUAAAAAAAUAAAAGAGAUAUUACGACACGAGAGAGAGAGAGAGAGAGAGAGAACAAACGGCGUGCGCGAAAACUAGAGGCUACUUAGUGAAAUAGGCAGACCAAGUAGGCAAUUCUCGUCGAGUUUAUAUACAUAUAAACGUGGCGUUAGGCUAGAUUUAUUUGUACACGCGAGCGAAGGACAAAACCCGCGCGACUCGUCCGAGGUCCAAAUUACGGAGGUCAUCCCGAUCGCACAAACGACUUGCGUCGAUCGUCUUCGAACUUCGCGACCGCGCAAGUCUCCCGACUUUGCUUCGUUCGGCACGAACGAAACGAAAGUGGCAACGAGACGAAUUUAUUAACGCUUUUAUCCCAAUCGAAUCUUUGAAACUCUUGAUCAAUGGCGAAAAGCGACUCGAUUUUCAUAUAAUUCAAUGCGAAUUAUUCCGAUCAUGUUGACACACCAAUAAAAAGUUCGUGGAAUUAUAAAUUUUUGAAUAUAGAGAAUUAUUUGAUACGAGCCAAAAGUUCACUCUCUUGAAGCUUCUUACUUUAUUACUCUUGUCGAAGACCAAAAAAAAAAAAAAAAAUGUACGUGCGUAUGUACGAAAUUUAUGUACAAGUUUCAUUAACUCCAAUCUGAGAGAUUUAUUAACAAUUGUGUAACACGUUAGCUCGAUGGUAUUGAUCGCGACGAAAGAUCGAUGUCCAGUUUCUAUAGUGGAUCAUCCGGUUUGAAGGAUCGUUUUCGUCCAGCAGCGGGGCGCACUCAGACGUAAUGUAAAAGCAGCAGCCCUCGAAUCGACGAAUCGCGUAUUUGUUUUUCCGGUUACCUAUUUACGCACACAAUCACAUGCACCGCAAAAAAAGUUAAUUAAUUGUAAACACAUACGAUAUAUAUAAUAUAAAAUAUACGCGAAGAUUUAACAAUAAUAUAUCGACGUUCGCGUCUCUCUCACCAACAGUAGGAGCGGUAUUUCUCUCGAGCACCGAAUCGUACUGCAGAACCUUUGUAUAGGCAUGUAUAUUUUUCUAUAGUUUGUUCCCCGAAUGUGUGCUCAUAGCGCGUAAAAAAAAAAAAAAAAAAAAAAAAAAAAUAAAUAAAUAAAACCACGCGCGAGUUUUAAUAGUUUUGCGCGCGACUUUCGAUCGACAAAACAUUUGAACACUUGCUUUUUUUGUUUUUUACGGCUUAGGAACGAAUGAAUCUAGCCAAACAACUCGCGAUGUUGUUUUUCUUUUAUAUUUCCGAUCGCCGAGUAUCGAGCGAGAAACAAAAACGGAACAACGCGCUUCCUCGAGGCGACGACGACGGUUCGACCGAAGAAGCUCCGGAAGAGACUCUCGGGGACUUUCCAAAGCAACGUUUUGCGCGCGCCUUCUUCGAAAUCUUUUUUUUUCUUUUUUUUUUUUUUUUUUUUUUAUCUCGACGGGCCGCGUGCAAACUUUUAUGACUCUACCUUUGAUUCAGCACGAUCCAAUCUUUAACUCUAAGCGACGAUAUUUAUUUAGUAGUGAUCUACCAAAGAUGAAGAAUUUGUAAAGAGAGUAUUCGAGAUUUAUGUAAGAUAUUAUUUGGUUUUUUGUUUGUUUGUUUUUUUUUCUUUUUUUUUAUCUUGGCCAUUCCCGAUGAAGGCGAUAUGUGAUUUUUAUCGUCAGGCGUAUGGGGAGAAAAAAAACAAAAACGCAAGUCCGGGAACACGAUAAUAGAGCGAAAAGCGGUGUGCAAGUCACGCGAUGAAAUUCGGAAACACACUCCGUUCUUCCCGCUCCGCUCUCGGUAUUAUUAUUAGCAACAAGAGAAAGAGAAAAAAAGAAAAACACUCCCUCUCCUCCCCGAAUUUGCACACCGAGAUUCCCGAGGCUCGCGCGAAAUUGCUUGUAAGUUUUAUGCGCAAUUUUAAAAGCGCGGUGUUAAAACGCAUGACAAUUAAUUAAUUAAUUAUUUAGUUUUUCCGAAGGUCUCGCUCGUUCGCAAAGCGUAAAUGUGUGUUACGAUUUACAUCACAAUAACAAUUUAUUAUUAUUGUAGCCAUUGUCGUACAAUGCAUGCGUGAAAGACUGAAUGAGAAAGCGAGCGAGAGAGCGGGAGAGAAAGAGACGGACGAUGCGCAAAACUGCGCGUGCAAAAGUAAGAGAAUGAGAGAAUGUGCGUGCGAGGCAAAAGCCUGUGUGUAUAUGUGUGCGCGUAUGUACGUGUGUAUGGAAAGGAAUGCGAAAAGAUUAAUAAUCAGUCUAAUCUCUCGUUAAGAAAAAAAAAUCAAGUAUUAUCUCGUCGACUUUGUAUCAUAGCUCGCUAUUCUUCUGCGUGUUCGAGCGUGUUUGAGUUUUUCUUGCCUCACACAUUAUUUUUGUAUAGAGACUGUACCCUCCUUUCUUUCUUCUUCCGCGCUUUCAAUCAUUUCCCUUUUGUACUUUUUCUUCUUCCGGCAAUUUGCAUUGCUUUUUCGUGACUCACUCUAGUAUUCCCCCCCCUUUCCAUUUUCUUCGACUCGUCGAGUGUUUACACAUGAGAUAAAAUUAAUAUAUAUAUAUAUUAACUCUAUUCCUUCUUCUUGUUGGACGAUGUAAUCGAUAAAAUAUCUAUUUAAAAAAUCA
Messenger RNA from Pseudomyrmex gracilis, 9406 nucleotides. RefSeq names its product probable Ras GTPase-activating protein (gene raskol). Bases 1925 to 6409 code for a protein of 1494 amino acids. Gene Ontology annotation, biological process: regulation of GTPase activity. The transcript is spliced from 10 exons. NCBI's taxonomy places the organism in Eukaryota, Metazoa, Arthropoda, Insecta, Hymenoptera, Formicidae. The record is from RefSeq and is a predicted model, not a curated record.